Messenger RNA from Gasterosteus aculeatus aculeatus (three-spined stickleback), 3209 nucleotides. RefSeq names its product retinal homeobox protein Rx2. Lineage: Eukaryota; Metazoa; Chordata; Actinopteri; Perciformes; Gasterosteidae. Gene Ontology annotation, biological process: positive regulation of transcription by RNA polymerase II. Gene Ontology annotation, molecular function: DNA-binding transcription factor activity, RNA polymerase II-specific; RNA polymerase II cis-regulatory region sequence-specific DNA binding. The record is from RefSeq and is a predicted model, not a curated record.
UUUACUACCAUUCCCCCGCAAGCUUCGCUGUCCUGUGUGGUUAAGGAGAGUUUUGUCAGGGGAGAAAGACGCUACAUGUGCUUGUUGCACAGGACUCCAAAGGAAGCUCCUUUACUCACUUGUGUGCAGGGGAUUUCAAGGAUUUAACUCGGCGCAACAAGUGCCUUCAGCAGAUAUCGUUAAUGUCAUUCCUCAACCUAUGGACUACAGACGCACCAUGUACACAGCGUAGCCUGUGGCAGAAAUCUGAAAGAAGACAAAGAUGUGAAUUGGUUCGUCUUCUGUGUAAACAACAUAUUCCAUCUCCUUGAAGGAUCGCCGAUCUCGAUCUGCUCCAUUUCACGUAAAACAGAACAAUAGCCUUGUACAACAACUGCCCUGCUUUGCCACAAUUGGUAGCAUUUAGAUUUUUUUUUUCUGACAAAGAAGAAAAAAGGUGUCUCAAAAGGCUCGAAUGCAUUUGUCAAUGGAUACUCUGGGAAUAGUGGACGAUAGCUGCCUGGACAAUUAUGACAUUGCAAAAGGUGCUGGUUCAAGCAUUGGAGGCCGGGUCCACAGCAUUGAUGUUAUACUGGGAUUCACUAAGGAUCAGGACCCUUUGCUCCAUCCUGAAGGGGAUGAUGACAACCUAAAAGCCAACGGAGAAGGCGCACAGCACCCGGAGAAGCAGGUCCCGUCUGCUCCUUAUGGGCACCUAUCAGAAUUGGGCGACAGCUCCCAACAUUCUUCGUACCAUGAAUCGGACCUAUUCUGCGGAGACAAGUGUGAUGAAGAAAUGAGUAACCUGCAGAAGGAAGUGGACGCUGCCGAGGACUCUCCAGAGGCCGUUACAGAGGAGGAGCACACCAAAAAAAAACACAGGCGAAACCGCACCACCUUCACCACCUAUCAACUGCACGAGCUGGAGCGAGCAUUCGAGAAGUCCCACUACCCGGACGUCUACAGCCGCGAGGAGCUGGCAAUGAAAGUGAACCUGCCAGAGGUUCGUGUUCAGGUGUGGUUCCAGAACCGAAGAGCCAAGUGGCGACGUCAGGAGAAGAUGGACACCAGCACCAUGAAGCUCCAUGAUUCCCCCAUGUUAUCCUUCAACCGUCCUCCGAUGCCUCCUAACAUGGGGCCAGUUGCCACCACCAUGCCCCUCGACCCCUGGAUGACCUCGCCCAUCUCCAGCGCAACACCCAUGCACUCCAUUCCAGGGUUCAUGGGUUCAGCGCAGGGCAUGCAGCCAGGCUAUCCCAACCACGGCUACCUCAACACCCCACCUGGCAUGGUGCAGGGCAUGCAGUCCAUGGGCCCCCCUGCAUACCAGUGCCCACCCAGCUUCAACGAGAAAUACCCGAUGGAGGACGACAGGAGUUCCAGCAUCGCAGCGCUGAGGAUGAAGGCCAAAGAGCACAUUCAGUCGAUGGAUAAAACCUGGCAGCACAUGUGAUCCGAUGAGUGGAGGGAUUGUUGAGCUGCUCCCAUGAAUGUUUACAAAAUGUUUUUCCACUGUUUGUUUUUUGUGAACCCAUGACACAUGGCAAGAUGUCAGUGGGGUUUUUUGACCGGCGCUUGAAAAUAAACUCCUUGUGUUGUAAAAAGAAUUACUUUAAUUAUUUUAACCCCGAUGAAAGAUGAUGAAAUCUCUGAGGAGAAUUUAUUUUGGUUGAGCUCAAAAGGUUGUGGGAUAUAAACUCUUGUUUAGAGAAAAUCCUGCAGAUUUUUGAACACUCUUGUGUCUACAAUAAUUUAAUUUAUAAAUAUACGAGAGGCUGAAGAGCAACGCUGCAACGUUUUGCAGUCUUAAAUCAUUUUAUUGAAAUUAUUAUUGCACUGUCUACAGUGCAAGACUCCCCUGAGGUGACGAUAUCUUUCUCGAGUUUAAUAAACACAAUGCUGUGCUUCGGGCAUUUGCCGUUAUCUGUAUUGUCAGAACUAGACAAUGCUAGUAUACGUUUGUUUCAUACCGUUGUCUGUUUUGUUGUUGUUUUUGUCUUUGUAAAGCUAAUGUAUUGUUUUUUCCUGGACAGUGUAAUUAUUGUCCAGAGUUUUCUAGUGUAUCUUUUUAGGUUCUUUGUAAAAUAGCACAAAUGUUUAUUUAAAAAAAACACUUCUCCGGACUAAAUGUAAGUUUAAUUUGGUUCAAAAGUGAUAUGUGUCUUAUCUAAAUCAUAAACUGGCCUUUUGGGGAGCAUUGAGCCCUGAUGAUGGAGGUUAUCGGAAGUCACAAAGCGUAAUCUCGCUCGGAGGCUAAUUUAAACAGACAAGCAUACCUCUUAACACCUAAUUACUGCUUUUAAAGCGAUUAACCCCGGAUUCUCAGCCACAGACAGAAUGGCCUCAGAUGCCCCUCAAAAAUCCUUUUCAAGACCCGCUUAACUUUGCCCCUCCCUCAAGCUUGAACAUUUAUAUUAUUUCUCAUUUACAUACAUGGCUCAUAUCAAUGUUGCAUUUUAUGAAGCGCUCUCUUAAUCUUGGUACAAGAUGCUCCUCAUUGCGCUGUUGACUAAAUAUUGAUUAAAGCCAGGUGGAUUAGGAGUAAGCAAGUUAAUGGGUGCUGGCAACCUCUCCAACCCUGGGAAGUAGCACAGUUUGAUGGAGCAAAUUACAUUUUUCUGAGACGUAUGUGUUUAUGUGGUGUGUGUGUGUGUGUGUGUGUGUGUGUGUGUGUGUGCGUGUGUGCGUGUGUGCGUGUGUGCGUGUGUGUGUGUGUGUGGAUUCAAAUUAUAGAGAAGGGUACUCGCCCAGUUUUCAUAUUAACAUUUUCUCACUGGCUCCUGAAACACAAACAUUGGAUCUAAUGGAAUCAAGGGAAGAGUAUCUUGUGGUGAAUUUUACUCAUGCUUUACAAUAUCUUACAAAUGAAUGUUUUACUAAGGUUGUGUUAUUAUUCUUUACUUAAAAAUCGUACUUAGUACUGUGGCAAUGCCUUGAGGGGAGUGUGUCUGUCAAUAGAAGUCCCUUGUGGCAUAAUAAAUAAAUCAGAUUAACUGUGUAUCAUGGCCUUUAGAAAUGACAGCAUCAACGCUGUCACUUUUAUAGUUUCUUUUGUUUAUACUGCUACGAUCCCUGUAAACAACAGUGGACUAAAAAGCCAAAGAUAUCUAACAGAACUAGAAAAUGUACAAAUAUGUGGGCAUGUUUGUUGUAUUAACUUUUUUUUUUUAAACAAUUCAAAUGGAAUAACAGAAUAAAGUUACAGCAGCACCACUGUAGAAGCACCUUGA